UCCCCAUUUCCCAUCUUCCCUUCCGGGUCUUACACACCGGAGAACAAGGUCGUGAAAAGAAGAGGACUUGGUUUGGUACUGUCGUUUCUAUCGUCUAGGGGCUCUGCGCUUUUCGCAGAACUUCCAACAGCGCUAUGUUGGGACAGAGCAUCCGGAGGUUCACAACCUCUGUGGUCCGUAGAAGCCACUAUGAGGAGGGCCCAGGGAAGAAUUUGCCAUUUUCAGUGGAAAACAAGUGGCGGUUACUUGUUAUGAUGACUAUGUACUUUGGAUCUGGAUUUGCUGCACCUUUUUUUAUAGUAAGACACCAGCUGCUUAAGAAAUAAGGAUGUUUUAAUUAAUCCAUUAAACAGGUGUGAAAAGGAGCAUUUUAAGAGGUGCAGUCUCUUUGAAAAAUGGAUCAAACUCUUGAAUUCAACAUACUCAAUAUGUUUGUAAAUAAACUUAUGGCAUGAAUCCUUAAUGCCUCUUCUCUGAAACCUGGAAUGUAAUAAUUGUGCUGACUUUUUAUUUAGGAAAUGUUCUAGUAUUUUUUGUUCAAAAUAUGUGUAAAUUUAGCCUAUUUCUUGGUUUUAAAUUUUGAGAUUUAAUUUUUGAUUACUAGGUCAGGACCUUGUUGGUAAUUUAUGUUAUAUAAAAUGCAAACUUGA
Lynx canadensis (Canada lynx) is the source of this 650-nucleotide messenger RNA. Its product is annotated as cytochrome c oxidase subunit 7C, mitochondrial. NCBI's taxonomy places the organism in Eukaryota, Metazoa, Chordata, Mammalia, Carnivora, Felidae. The record is from RefSeq and is a predicted model, not a curated record. Gene Ontology annotation, biological process: mitochondrial electron transport, cytochrome c to oxygen. The coding region runs from base 135 to 326 and encodes 63 amino acids. The transcript has 3 exons.